GCGAUGGACGUCCCCGAUCAACAACAACAGCCUCCGGCUUCCGAGCUCCUUCGAUCGACCACGGUCCCUAUUGCGCAACUCUCCCCGACGCUCGAUGGACUCUCCGAACACGCUGUCCACGGUGUAGUGGCACUGCUCUGGCCCUUCUCGUCUUCCACGCGAUCAAUCAGUUUGCUUCUGGCCGAACCGGACUUUCGGCUUCGGCGGUCGGGGGGACAAGUCAGGGUGGUCUUCCACGGACACGUCGCAGAAGAGGUCGCGAAGUCACACGUCGGGAUCGGCGACAAUAUCUAUCUCAGCUUGGCAGGAUCCAGGUUGGCCGAUAACGAUCCGAAGGUUCUGACCCCGGGCAAGAGCGUGGCUUGGGAUGUGCAUUUCGACAGCACGGUUACGGUCGAGAUAUGGCGAUCCGACCAGCAUCUAUCGACCAUCAAGAUCGAUCCCCCGUCUUCUCCCCCACUCUCCGCCGACAGAACCACUCCCACACCGACUACACCCGAUGUGACCGGCAGCGCCUACCACCGCGGCCUCGAGUCGGCCGUUUGGCAAUCGCCCGCUUUUUUCGAACGAUCACGAACAUCAACGGGAGGCCAUCUUGCUGGCGCGACCUUGAACUCAGCUUUCGAUCCUUUCGCGGAGGAGGAUGGAUUCGUCCCGGGAAAGGGACGGAAACGGGCGAGGUUCAGUAUGCGCAACGAUUGGCGUCUUGUGGACGAGCCCGCCAGCCCGGAGGAUUUGGAGAUACCGGGAGAUUGGACGGCCAUGUUCGACGACGAGGCUUGGCUCAACGAAGCGGCUGCGGAAUUAGAAGAGGCUGCGGCUGCCGAUGAGAUGGACGCUACCGCCAAAGCUCUCACAGUGCCUGCAUCGCCCGAAGAAGACGAGGACACCCAGCCGUCCGUUGUUCCUGAAGACCGACCAGAACCUGUAAGCUUCGCCUCGAGCCUCGCGCCGGAGUCCUCAACAACACCCGUCUCCCGCGACGAAGAUUCUCCGGAAAAGUCCAAACCCAAAUCGGAUGCGCAAUUUCUCCUACCAGAUGUAUCGCAUUUCUCGCGCCAGAUGAUGCAUAAGACUAUCUCAAGCCUUGCGGGUCAUCUUCCUACUGACACUCCACGGUUAAAUCCUAUUCCUUCCCCGGGACUUCCUAUCCCAUCGCCACUCGUUAGCUCAGGGAACAGCCCGCUUGGCUACUUCGGAUCAGUUCCCGUCACCUCUGAUCCGGCGCAGGCUAUGGCAUCCAAGGCAGACUUAGUCUUGGAAACUUCGCGUUCAGAAAGUCAGAUUGGGUUCGACGCAGAGCUAGAGUUCACUGAGAUCCAAGCUCAGGAAACGCCCACAGUCUCUCUUGUGAGUGCCACGGGCGCUACUAACGAAGCCGACGAAUCGGCCUCUGUAUCCGAGGCCCCUGAGACGGACGUGGAACUACCAACUGCUGUGAAAGCUGCGAGCCAAGAGGAGACUAAACCCUCAUCUCUUUACCAUGCCAAUACUUCGCCCGAGGGGGCAGAAAGUGACAGGGAAGAUAUGGAACUGAUGGACGGAGACUCGCUACAAACUGAACAGUUCGUGCCAGGAGGCGAACAUGAACCAUCCGAUACUGAGAAGAGUGAUGGCGAAGCGGUAGACGACCAUAUGCCGCAGGGAGAAGAGGUGUAUUCUGACGCCGAGGAAGUUAGUGAAGAGGUCUCGGACAGCGAAGAACAUGAGGAUGAGCUUGCCAGUCAGGGUUCGGAGACUAAAUCAGUUAAAAUUGGCCGCGAUAAUGAAGAAGAUGCGAGAGAAGAAAUCGAGCCCAUAAUCAAGUCAAGGGCCGAUUUUGAGAUGGACUCUGGCGACGAAGCAGAAUCAUCUGUGGGAGACUCUGAGAUCCCGAAAAGGGCUGAAGGCCAUUAUGUCGACGAUGAUGAAGCAGAAGACCAUGAGGAAGACGUUUCCGACGAGGGUGAAUUUGAGGAACUCGAAGAAGAUGAAGAGGAUAUAGACGAAGAGGACGAAGAGGGCAGGGAAGAGGAGGAGGAUAUGUACGAUUACGAGGAUGAGGACGGAUACGGUGGACGUGUGGAUUCUGAAUUCGAUUCGCAAUAUACCAGGGAUGAAGCACCGCAACGGAAGAGGAAUUCUCCGGAAAUCAUUGUUCUGGACAGUGACAGUGAGGAUGAACCUGCGGAUUAUUCAGGGCGGAGGGAUGCAGGUGCUUCAGACUCUGAUCGAUCAGUAUCGUCGGCUGAUGGAGCCUUGGACUCUGAGCUUGUUGAUGGGGAUGAGGAAGAGGAUUAUGAUGAAGAUGAAGAUGAAAAUCUGGUUGAGGUCGAGGCCGAGGUUGAAGAUGAGGAUGAGGACGAGGAUGCGGACGAGGAUGCUGAGGAUGACAUUGGUUCUGAUGUUGACGAAUGGCCGGUUCAGGACGAAAAGGACGUACAAGAACCAGAAAGAAGCCCGGCGGAGCUGCGAAGUGACAAGACAGUACAUAAGCGCAUCGAAGAUGUACAGUCACAGUCAGAAAAUGCAAGUGAUGCAGAGGAGCAGCUGAGCGAUGACGAGCAGGCGAGAGAGGAAGGCGUUGUCGCAGAAAGCAUUGAGGGAAGACACACUGAGACCGGAGAAGUCGAUGCUGCGCAUACACAGACUAAAGAGGUUGAGAUCAACCAGCUUGAUGGAGCAUACGAUCAGGAGCGCGAUGGGAAAGAAGCAGAUCAUGCUGACCAUGUGCACGAGUCGGGGGAGAGAGAAGUGCCUGUGAAUAUGCAAGGUCAUGACUUGCAUCGCGAUCAAAAUUCAGAAACCGAUACUGGUACCCAGGAGAUCCACACAACCACUGUCGUCCAUGGCCCUGAUUAUGAGAGUUUCGAGUUUGUGUCGUCCAGCGCUCCUGCUUUCGACGACAAUGAUCACAGCACUGGUCCUCUAUCGCAUUUCGCUGAAACACCCAUCGACCCUGCACUUCUCGAGUCGACUCCUGUUCAAGCAGAGACUCACAUGACCUUUUCGCGACAUAGCCCGGUGAAUUCGGAGGCACAACCAGAAGCUCCAGAGCCAGCUUUGGCAAAAGAACAGCCCGCUGAUGCAGGCUUGUCACUGGAAGGUGCAUCCUCAAGCCUGCCUUUGCCCAUUGACUUAGGCCAUCCUAGUCCAGGUCUCCAACUAGACCAUCAAUUGAUAACACCAGAGCCUUCGCAGCUGACCGGGUUGGAUAAGUCCCCUCCAACGACUACGGCUGCGGACGAGAUGCCACCUACACCCGAACCCACACAGGAGGAUGCGGAAAUGCAGGACGUGUCCAGCGAAGAAUAUGUCUCCGCAGAACAAGACUCCGAGGUCGAAAGCUUUGUCUCUGCACCCUCGCAGAGGGAACCUCACCCACACGAAGGCGAACACAUGGACGAAGACACCGAAGUGCACGCCGCCCACAGCGAGGAUGAAGUCAUGCUAGUCGGACGAGAUACCCCUCGCAUCGUCGCCAUGAACCGCAACUAUCCGGGUCUCCGCAGCAAGCUGUCCUACUUCGCCCCCUUGGCCACACUCAUCGACCACUAUCACGCGCUCAUCGAUACCAUCUCGGUCGUGGCCGAGAUCCGGCCCGCGUUCCGGGCCACGUCGGGCAAGAAGGACUACUUCCUGACCAUUGGGCUCACGGACCCGUCAUUGGCCGGCACUGUACUGUUCGCCCAGAUCUUCCGGUCCAACAAGACGGCGCUGCCGUCUUUGACGGAAGGCGACGCGAUCCUCCUCCGGGACUUCCAGGUCAAGAGCUUCAACCACGCGAUAGUGCUCGCCAGCCUGGAGACGAGCGCGUGGGCCGUGUUCAGCGGGUCUUCCGCCGCCGCCGACGACGCGCAGGUUUCGGGCCCGCCGGUCGAGUACGGCGACGAGGAGGAGACCUACGCCACGGAUCUGCGUCAGUGGUACCAGGAGACCGGGAUGGCGAUGGUCGCCGACCACCAGCUGCAAGCGUCCGUCGAGCGCGACAGCCGCGAGACCACGCCAGCGCACAGCAUCGCCGGCCUGAGCGAAUCGGGCAGCAUGAGCUCGUUGGCGGCGGCAACAGCAGCCGGCGAAGCCCCCACGGCAACGGCGCGCGAAUCCUCAACCACGCCGGGAACUACCCGGGGCGGCUCGCGGCGCAGAAAGUCGCACCGCCGCAUCACGAUCCAUGAGCUGCGGGAUGGGAGGCGAUACGCUGAGGUGGGCUCGCCGACCAGUCCGGAUAGUAUCCAUGAGCUACGGGAUGGUACUGUGUAUGCGAAUCUCUGAGUUCCGUUUUUGGUCCCUAUUCCUUUUCGCUAAAGCGCUCAUUCUUCAUUUUCUAGGGGACAGACAGGACACAGCGAACUGAUCACUGUGCUUAACGGCGAGUCUGGGUCUCGGGGUUGAUUCCUCGCUUUUUCUCGGAAAGAGAUUAUGAUAUGAAAAGAGAAAUGUCUUAUUUUUAGGCAGUGUUCUGCCAGGAAAUGUGUUCAUGCCAUAAC
This is a messenger RNA of Aspergillus homomorphus CBS 101889, 4469 nucleotides long. RefSeq lists its product as uncharacterized. The coding region runs from base 4 to 4254 and encodes 1416 amino acids. NCBI's taxonomy places the organism in Eukaryota, Fungi, Ascomycota, Eurotiomycetes, Eurotiales, Aspergillaceae. Gene Ontology annotation, molecular function: telomerase inhibitor activity; G-rich strand telomeric DNA binding. Gene Ontology annotation, biological process: regulation of telomere maintenance via telomerase; telomere capping. The record is from RefSeq and is a predicted model, not a curated record. The transcript has 2 exons. Gene Ontology annotation, cellular component: chromosome, telomeric region; nuclear telomere cap complex.